AUGUUUUGUUGUUUAGGCAGGAAAAAACGGGACAAUAAUGAGAUGGAAAAAAAGAAUUCAAAGAAAGAAAUGGUGGAGAGAUUCAUAUUGUAGAAUUGUAAAUCUAAUGAUGAGGAUUCUUUUGAUGAGUCUGUAGAUAAAAGCAAUAUGAUUAUAAUAGAUUACGAUAAUAAUUAGUAUGAAAAGAAACCAUGGUCAGGGAUUCAAUGGCAAAUGAUUAUACAAACCAAGAAUUUAAAUCAAAUUGAAUUAGAUGAAUUAAAAAGAAAUGUAAGAUUUGGAAUUCUAAGUAAUUUAAGACCAGCGACUUGGUUUUGGAUGACUGAUAUAAAAAAUACCUAAAUGAAAAAACAUACAUCAAAUAUUUAUUAAAAAUUGAAGUCUUGCGAGUCUCAAUAUGAUUCACAAAUUUUUAAAUGUAUCAAACAAUUAGAUAAAAAAUACAAUGAUUUAGUUUUUGAUAUUUUAAGAGCCUAUGCAAACUAUGAUAUUGAAAUUGGAUUUAGUAAAGGAAUUGAUUAAAUUGUUGAAUAUUUAGUGUAAUAAUUGGAUCCAGAAUAAUAUAUUAAUCUGGAUUACUCUUUCAAUUAAUUAAAUAGAAUGUGUGACUUUUAUGAACAGAUGGUAUUUUGGAUGACUAUUCAUAUACUAUUCCAUUUAAAUUACAGAAGGAUUUUAAAAUAAAAUAUUAGUUUUAUAGAAACAGAAAAAUUUUAAAACACCCUUAUGCCUUCCAUCAAAUGUUUAAUUGAAUAGCUCAACGUUAAAAUAAGUGAGUUAAUUGAAGUUCCAUUAUUAUUUUUUUUUUAGAAGCAAUUAAAAAAAGAUGACUUUACUAAAUUAUUCGAUGUUUUCCUUUUUGAAGGAGAAUCAAUUCUACUGUAAAUUUUAUUGAAAUUCUUUAAAAUAUCAGAAGACUUGGUCUGUUAAUUUUAAGCAGAAGCAGAUCUAAAAAUAUUCUUGAAUUAAACUUUAAUUCCCUAUGGAAUAUCUAAGAUAGAAAAGACAAAUUAAAAAUUAAUGUAUUUUCUAUUAUGA
Molecule: messenger RNA, 1038 nt
Organism: Paramecium tetraurelia
Lineage: Eukaryota; Ciliophora; Oligohymenophorea; Peniculida; Parameciidae
Exons: 5
Source: RefSeq, a predicted model, not a curated record